Culex quinquefasciatus (southern house mosquito) is the source of this 1911-nucleotide messenger RNA. RefSeq lists its product as uncharacterized. The transcript is spliced from 6 exons. NCBI's taxonomy places the organism in Eukaryota, Metazoa, Arthropoda, Insecta, Diptera, Culicidae. Bases 625 to 1752 code for a protein of 375 amino acids. The record is from RefSeq and is a predicted model, not a curated record.
UUGGCCGCGCUGGAAUAGGUUCAGUUGGAAGUCGGCAGUCGACAGUCAGUUGUUCAGUAUCCACCGAGCCGUGGUACAGAGUGGAGGUCGUUUCGUCGUUGUCAGCGCAGCGCUGUGUGACGGAUUGGAGUUGAGCGCACUGUAUAGGGCUAACAGUUUAAGUGAAUGUCGUACAGUGGAAAAUUGAUGGAGCUUUGUUUUAAACGAGCAAGUCGUAGACUUUGAAGAGAAAUUUUUGAGGUGUGUUCCUGUCGGAAAGUACCAUCGCUUCGAUUGAAUACAAUUCGCAAAUUCUACCGUUUAUAAAAAGGCUAUUAAAGCGUACAAAAGAGUGCAAAAAAACAGAGCAAAAGAGAAAACAACAAGAAGAAUCCAAUCAAGUGACACAUCAGUUGAAAAAGUAUAAAAGUGUGGCAAACGAUACAGUUUAGAGUGCGAAACAGAAGCUACGCGAAGAAGUGGAGAGAGAGAGAUACGCGACGGUACCGUACAUCAUCAUCACAGUUGGCGCUGGACAAUUUGAGAAGAAAAAGUCGCUGACAUCAAUCAUAGCAGGCCACAAUCACAUCGGUGCGGAUCGCGAAACCGGAUUACCAACUCUCGGAGCGCACUCGGACCGAUAAAAUGAGGCAAAUUAAUGUUGAGACGGAGGACCCGCUGAAACGGAUACAGGAGGAGAUCAACGAGGUGGCCCGCCGCGAGCAGGAACUCCGGCAAGGCCACCGGCUGAACGAUUCCUCCUCGAUGGAUGACUGCCUCUCGUCGGCCAACUCGGACGACUCCGGACUUUCACUCUCGCCCAGCCCCAUCCACUCGCCGUCGGUGUCCAACCUGAAAGACAAGAUCGAAGCGCAGUCCCAGGCAAGCAGCAAUCUACAGCAACAGCUAAACGGUACCCUGAGCACUAACGGCAUCACCACGGCACGGCAGCAGUUCAUGGCGCCGCCGCCCCAAUCAAACUCGUUGACCCGUGCCCGUUCCACGCCGCAGCUCUUCCAAAUUUCUCCGAACCGGCGCUUCAACCCGAACCCGAACCAGCGCGGAAUAAUGCAGAAAUUUAUUGCCUCCCGAGGUCGACUGAACAAACUGCAGCCAUCCGCAGCGGUCGGGGCCACGGCCAACGGUCAGCUUAGUAGUGCCAACGGCAACAGUCUCAACGGCAGCAGCCACGUGAACAAGCAGGAACAACAGCAUCGGUCACCCAUCGAGCUGAACCGAUCGCACAUCAUGCUUCCACCAACGGCCAUCUCCACGCCACCCGUCAUCGAGCGGGACUCCAACGGUCGACCCAUCCGACGGGGCUACAUCCCGGUGGAGGAAAAGAUCCAGAAGGAACUGCGCGACCUAAAGAACCGGGAAAGCGAGCUGAAGCGUUUGCGCAAACAGAAACGGGUCGCAUCGCAGUCCGACCUGCUGGAACUCAACUACGGAAGUGAUUCCGGCGAGGACCUGUCCGACGAAGACAGUGCCGUGUCGAACGUCUACCCACUGUCACGGAAGCUGCGCUCCACCAAAUCUAUUGGCGAGCUUUGCGAAGCUCUGACCAACGCUAGUCUGUCCCCGAGGGAAACGCCAUCGCCACAGUUUGAUAACCGUCCGGGGCGGGGCGGAAACGGAUGUGGAGUCGGCGGCGGCAUGCGUCCGGCCAUGUCCCUGGCCCAGCUGUGCGACCUUGACCCCGAGGAGGCUCCGUCGUCGCACAAACUGAUAGCCAAAUGGGAACACCUGAUCCAACAGAAGCAGCAGCGAUGAAGUUUAUUUUUUGGUCGUUUCGGGUGCUCUGUUUUUCUUCCCUUUCUAUUAAAAAAAAAUGCCUAUAUUUACUUUUAAAACAGAUAAAGUAGCUUAAUCCCACGCAUCGUAUACAGGUGGCAAAUAUGAGUACUAGAGAGCUUGGAGAAGAUUACUUAU